GCAGCCUGCUGCUGCACCACAACCAGCUGACCGCCACCCUGCGGCUCACGCUGCACGCGGCCGCGCCGCCGCUGCUGCUCGUCGACCUGGCCGACAACCUCAUAGACCAGCCCGUCGACGUGCUGCGCGGCGACAAGCUGGCGGAUGAGCCGUGGACAGAGUGGCUCAACCUGAGCUGGAACCAGCUACAGACGCUGCCCCGCUCAGAUGCAAGACGCCUCCAGCGGUCUGCCUCGUAUGCCGUAGUCCUGCACGACAACCCCUGGGAUUGCUACGUGUGCGAGACGGCACCUCUCAAGGAAUGGAUCCUACAGCCUGAGGACGAGAGGCCCGCGGUUGCGGGCGAGGUGUUCUGCGCGAAGCCGGCGGCGCUGGCGGUGCGCUCGCCGACCGUGCUGGACGGCUGCAGCUUGGUGGACAUCGCGGUGGCGGUGGGCGUGCCGAUGGCGGCGCUCGGGCUGCUGGCCGGGCUCGUGGCGGCGCUCUGCUACUCCUACCGCUUCGAGCUCACCUACCUGCGCCACAUACUCGGCGUCAAGAUAGGCGCCGCCAGGCGCGGCCGCCGACGCCCGGGCGCCGAGGGCGCCGCCGACGACCACGACUUCAAGUACGACGCCUUCGUCAGCUACAGCGCGUCGGACCGCGAGUGGGUGCUGUACCGGCUGCUGCCCGGCCUGGAGCGAGCCCCGGAGCGCUUCCGGCUGUGCCUGCACGAGCGCGACUUCGCGCCCGGCACCUUCAUCACCAUCAACAUCGUCUCCUCCAUGCAGGCCUCGCGCCGCAUGAUCGUCGUCCUCAGCGAGGCCUUCGUCUCCAGCCAGUGGUGCCAGUGGGAGCUGGACAUGGCGAAGCACCAGGUGUGGGAGGACGGCAGCGACUUCCUGCUGCUGCUGGAGCUGGAGCGGCUGGAGCGGCGGCGGCUGCCGCGCCACCUGCGCGACUUCAUGGAGACGCGCACCUACCUGGAGUGGCCGGCGCGGCCCGCGGCCGAGGCGGACGAGGCGGCGGCCUGGGGCAAGCUGCGCGACGCGCUCAGCCCGAGCCUGCACCAGCAGCGGCAGCGGGCCCGCCAGCUGCAGCGCGCCGCCAGCCAGCGCCGCCGCCAGCAGCAGCACCGCGACCACCAGCUGCACCAGCUGCACGGGAGGCGCUCCGCCGCCGACGACGCCGACGACGCGUGA
Schistocerca piceifrons (Central American locust) is the source of this 1181-nucleotide messenger RNA. RefSeq names its product toll-like receptor 2. The coding region runs from base 444 to 1181 and encodes 245 amino acids. The record is from RefSeq and is a predicted model, not a curated record. Gene Ontology annotation, molecular function: transmembrane signaling receptor activity. Gene Ontology annotation, biological process: inflammatory response; toll-like receptor signaling pathway; immune response. Gene Ontology annotation, cellular component: membrane. Lineage: Eukaryota; Metazoa; Arthropoda; Insecta; Orthoptera; Acrididae. The transcript is spliced from 5 exons.